ACCUCACUUUUAACAAAAUGUUAACUGAUUAACUCACGUGUUGCAAAACACAACACUACAAGAUGCAAGUUUCAGACGCUAAUAAUGUGAAAAUUUACAAUUUAAGUGCUGGAAAAUCUUUACCAGAAUGGCUGUCAGAGCGAAAACGACGUGCAUUAUUAAAGAAAAAUGUGGAUAUACGUAGAAGAAUUGAACUUAUCCAGGAUUUUGAUAUGCCUGGAUUAAGUACAUCCAUUCAAAUGUCAAAAGAUGGUCAAUAUAUAUUUGCUUCUGGUAUAUAUAAACCUCGGAUCAAAUGUUUUGAUGUAAAUAAUUUAUCAUUAAAAUUUGAAAGAUGUUUUGAUUCAGAAGUUGUUGCAUUCGAAGUUCUCAGUGAUGAUUACAGCAAAAUAGUAUUCUUACAAUGUGAUCGAUAUGUAGAAUUCCAUUCAGCUGGUGGUCGUUAUUAUCGAUUACGAAUACCACGAUUUGGACGUGAUUUAAAAUAUCACUAUCCAUCGUGCGAUUUAUUUUUAGUGGGAACAUCACCAGAAAUAUAUCGUUUAAAUUUAGAACGUGGACAAUUUUUACAACCGUUUACCACUCAGGCAUCAAUCAUAAACAAAUGUGAUAUUAAUCCAGUUCAUCAUUUGUUAGUUUGUGGUACACAAGAAGGUCGUAUAGAAGCAUGGGAUCCUCGUGUACGAGAGAGAGUUGGUUCAUUAGAUUGUGCUUUUAAUUGUGUUAACGAUAAUGGAAACAUUGAAGGUUUUCCAUCGAUAUCUGCUUUAAAAUUCCAUGGUGGCUUACAAUUAGGAGUUGGAACAGCAACUGGUCAAAUAUUACUUUACGAUAUACGUUCAAACAAACCAUAUUUCAUUAAAGAUCAUAUGUAUGGUUUACCGAUUAAAAAUGUCGAAUUCCAUAAUCAACAAGAUUUAAUAUACAGUAUGGAUUCAUCCAUUCUUAAAAUUUGGAAUAAAAAUGACGGAAAAAUAUUUACAUCAAUAGAAGCAUCGACGGAAUUCAAUGAUUUAUGUGUUGUACCAAACAGUGGAAUGAUGUUUAUGGCCACUGAAAAUACAAAAAUGCAAUCGUAUUAUAUUCCUGGUUUAGGGCCAGCACCAAAAUGGGCAUCGUUCUUGGACUCUUUGACUGAAGAAUUGGAAGAAUCAAAUUCACAAAUUGUUUAUGACGAUUAUAAAUUUGUUACAAAAUCUGAAUUGGAAUCUCUUGGUUUAGAUCAUUUAUUGGGUACCAAUUUACUACGAGCGUAUAUGCAUGGAUACUUUAUCGAUAUACGACUUUAUAAAAAAGCAAAAUCAGUCGCAGAACCAUUUGCAUUUGAUGAAUAUCGUAAGAAGAAAAUUCGUGAGAAAAUUGAAGAAGAACGUACAAAUCGUGUACAAUUGGAUAAAUUACCUAAAAUCAAUAAAGAAUUGGCUCUUAAAUUUAUGGAAACUGAAAUUAAUGAUAGCAAAAAGAAAAAGAAAUCAACAGGAAAUAUUAUGGAAGACAAUCGUUUCAAAGCAUUAUUUGCAAAUCCAGAUUUCCAAAUUGAUAAGAAUGCUGAUGAGUAUAGGCUAUUGAAUCCAGUAUUAUCACGUUUGGAUAAAACAAAAGAGAAACAAUUGAAAAAACAUUUAGAGCAACAAUUUGAAGAAGUUGAAGAGGAAUUAGAAGGUAAAAAUAGUUCUGAUGAAUCUAGUUCAGAAGAAGAAGAAGAGGAAAGUUCUGAUGAUGAUCAUACAUGGACGAAAGAAGUUAAAAAACAACAUCGUAUUAUCCAAAGAGAACAUAAAGCACGUGAAUAUGAAGAAGAGAAGAAACGAUUGGAAGCAGAAGAAGCUGAAGCAAAUGAACGACAACCAAAAUUCUUUGAAAUAAAAGAUGGAGAAGAAUUUACUGGAAUUAAGAAUAUUAAACGAAAAGCAAAUAAGAUAUCACUGGGUGAAAGAUUACAAGAGGACACAUCAAAUGUUCGUUUAUUAGGAUCCGUGGGUAAUCGUGAAAUGAAAUUUACAACAAAGAGAAAAUCUUUGAAAGCAAUAGAAUUACGAAAUCAAAGACAUCGUGAAGAACGGAAAAAACUUAUACGUCCUGCAAAAGGCAUUAUAAAACGAGGCUCAAAAUUUAAACGAUAAUUUACUGUUAAUUUAGAAUAUUUAAAUUAAGUAGUUAUUUUGUAUAUAAUAUAACUUAUGUAAAUAAAUCGUUUUUAUAAUAAUAAUAAUUGGUUCGUUACCAAUUUUUGAACAACGAAGGUGUGCGUUAACGUUUUAAAAAUACCUACAAUAGUGCGUUUGCGUUAGUUUUAAGCUCGGAGCCAGUGAAUACAUUUGUAUCCCAUGAAAACUCUCAGGGAAAAUAAAAAAAAUUCUGAAGAGGAAGCUACAAUUGUAAA
Molecule: messenger RNA, 2383 nt
Organism: Chrysoperla carnea
Lineage: Eukaryota; Metazoa; Arthropoda; Insecta; Neuroptera; Chrysopidae
Gene: l(2)34Fd
Product: nucleolar protein 10
Exons: 7
Coding region: 63-2123 (686 amino acids)
Biological process (GO): maturation of SSU-rRNA from tricistronic rRNA transcript (SSU-rRNA, 5.8S rRNA, LSU-rRNA)
Cellular component (GO): nucleus; small-subunit processome; 90S preribosome
Molecular function (GO): protein binding
Source: RefSeq, a predicted model, not a curated record